Molecule: messenger RNA, 1079 nt
Organism: Oxyura jamaicensis (ruddy duck)
Lineage: Eukaryota; Metazoa; Chordata; Aves; Anseriformes; Anatidae
Product: polyunsaturated fatty acid lipoxygenase ALOX15B-like
Exons: 7
Biological process (GO): linoleic acid metabolic process; lipid oxidation
Molecular function (GO): oxidoreductase activity, acting on single donors with incorporation of molecular oxygen, incorporation of two atoms of oxygen; metal ion binding
Source: RefSeq, a predicted model, not a curated record
AGCCUUGCCCCCCCACCCCCCCCCCCCACCCCCAAGCUAUCGCAGCAGCCGGGCCCCGUGUUCCUGCCGCGGGACCCCCCGUGGCUGUGGGCGCUGGCCAAGGCGUGGGUGCGCAGCGCCGAGUUCCACGUCCACGAGGCCGUCUCCCACCUCCUCCGCGCCCACCUCCUGGGGGAGGUCUUCGCCCUGGCCACCCGGCGGCAGCUGGCGCCCCGCCACCCCCUGUAUAAGCUGCUGCUGCCCCACACGCGGUACACGGUGCACAUCGCGGUGCUGGCGCGGCGCUUCCUGCUCAACCCCGGCGGCGUCUUCGACCGGGCCAUCGCCCUGGGGCGCCGGGGGCUGCUGCGUGUGGUGGCGCGGGGGCUGCGGAGGCUGCGCUACGGGGACCUGGUGCUGCCCCGCGACCUCCGGCGCCGCGGCGUCACCCGCACCCGCGGCUACCACUACGGGCAGGACGCCCGGCGCCUCUGGGCCGCCAUCCGCAGGUGGGGGGCCGUCCCCUCGUGGGGGCGCUAUGGGGUGCCAGGGGGGCGCUAUGGGGUGCUGGGGGGGCGCUCUGGGUGCUGCGGGUGCUCAGAGCCCCACGGAUGCCGCAGGGACCGCGGGCGCCGUGGGUGCUGCGGGUGCUCUGAGGUGCUGCGGGUGCUGCAGCGGCUGCAGUUCGAGCUGGGCGCCUUCAUGCCCAACCUGCCGGCGGCCAUGCGGAGGCCGCCCCCCCGGAGCAAGGCGCUGCUGAGCGAGGCCGACUUCCUGGGCGCGCUGCCCGCCGUCAACACCACCUGCAUCACCCUGGGGGUCCUCUGGGUGCUGCGCAACGAGCCCCUCGACAUGCGCCCGCUGGGCUCGUACCCCGAGGAGCACUUCACGGAGGAGGCCCCGCGGCGCCUGCUGGGCGCCUUCCAGCGCCGCCUGGCCCGCAUCUCCCGGCGCGUCCAGCGCCGCAACGCCGCCCUGCCCCUGCCCUACCCCUACCUCGACCCCGCCACCAUCGAGAACAGCAUCGCCAUCUGAGACACAGUGUCCCCAAUGUCCCCUGGUGUCCCCGAUGUCCCCAGGUGUCCCCAACAUCCCCUGGU